Messenger RNA from Octodon degus (degu), 2982 nucleotides. RefSeq names its product short chain dehydrogenase/reductase family 42E, member 1 (gene Sdr42e1). Bases 381 to 1562 code for a protein of 393 amino acids. The record is from RefSeq and is a predicted model, not a curated record. The transcript is spliced from 3 exons. Lineage: Eukaryota; Metazoa; Chordata; Mammalia; Rodentia; Octodontidae. Gene Ontology annotation, biological process: steroid biosynthetic process. Gene Ontology annotation, molecular function: 3-beta-hydroxy-Delta5-steroid dehydrogenase (NAD+) activity.
UCAGCGUGUCGCGCAAGACUGUCGCCAAGGCCGCAAACUCGGCUCUCCUCCUCUUCUUCUUUGGCUUUUGGUUUUGGCUUUUUCUUUUUUCUGCUCGAUUCGGUAGGUCGCACGCUUGGAGCUCUCCUACCUCCUGGCCAGACUCGAUUCGUCACUUGGCUUCGCAUCGCCCUUUGCGGGGGGAGUAUCUUUUUUGUGUGACGAGUGGCGGUUAGGAUUGCCCAUUUGGCGAGGCAGUGUGACGCUUCCAUUUCAAAUGAUUGUUUCUUGGGGAGAGAAAAACUUUCGAGCUGAGUAAAACACAGUAGCCGAGUAAUAGAGCCGAGGUGCCAGGAAAGACAGUGAUGGAGGAGGCAGGAAGGUCCAGUUGAUUGCCACAUAUGGACUCCCAAAGAUCUCCAAAGGAAACUGUCCUCAUUACAGGAGGAGGCGGCUACUUUGGAUUCCGCUUGGGCUGUGCUCUGAGCCGGAAAGGAGUGCGUGUGAUUCUGUUUGAUGUCAGCAGCCCUGGCCAGACCAUCCCACAAGGAAUCAGAUGGGUGCGUGGAGACAUCCGCCACCUGGCUGACGUGGAGAAAGCCUUCCAGGACGCGGACAUUGCCUGUGUCUUCCACACUGCCUCUUACGGCAUGUCGGGGCGGGAGCAGCUGAACUGGAACCUGAUUGAGGAAGUCAACGUGGGUGGAACUGACAACGUCCUGCAGGCCUGCCGGCGACGAGGAGUCCCCAGACUGGUGUACACAAGCACAUUCAAUGUUGUCUUUGGAGGCCAAGUCAUCAGAAAUGGAGAUGAGUCCCUGCCUUACCUGCCGCUUCACCUGCACCCCGAUCACUAUUCCCGGACCAAAUCUAUUGCAGAGAAGAAGGUGUUGGAGGCAAAUGGUUCUUCCCUAGAGACGGGAGAUGGUGUCUUAAGAACCUGCGCCCUGAGGCCAGCUGGCAUCUAUGGGCCUGGAGAACAAAGGCACCUGCCCAGGAUAGUGAGCUACAUCGAGAGGGGCCUGUUCAGAUUUGUGUACGGCGACCCCAGCAGCCUGGUGGAGUUUGUCCAUGUGGAUAACUUGGUGCAGGCACACAUGCUGGCCUCAGAGGCCCUAAAGGCCGCCAAGGGCCAUGUUGCCUCCGGGCAGCCCUACUUCAUCUCAGAUGGCAAACCCGUGAACAACUUUGAGUUCUUCCGACCUUUGGUUGAGGGCCUGGGCUACACAUUCCCAUCCACCCGCCUGCCGCUCGCCCUGAUCUACUGCUUCGCUUUCCUGACCGAGAUGUCCCACUUCAUGCUGGGCCGGCUCUACAACUUCCAGCCCUUCCUCACUCGCACCGAGGUUUAUAAAACUGGUGUCACACAUUACUUCAGCCUAGAGAAAGCUAAGAAGGAGCUUGGUUAUGAGGCUCAGCCAUUUGACCUGCAGGAAGUAGUGGACUGGUUUAAAGCCCACGGCCAUGGCCGAAGUCCUGGAAAUGGAGACUCAGGGUUCCUUCUUUGGGGAGGGCUGUUGAUCUUACUCUUGGUUCUGUCACUUUUCACCUGUCUGCCACCCACUGUGCUUCUGUCAGUGUGAAGAAAGAGCUAGAAAUAAGUUCCUGAUCAUACUUGCUGGAAUGACUUUCAAGAACACAGGUUUUAAAAUAUCUUUGGUGUUAUCUGGUGCUACACUUCAGCUUUCCAAAUUACUACAUAAGAAUAGGUUCUUUGAUUAAAUUUUUCUUCACUUUUUGCUUUCUAGCUGAUCCUGUUGGGAACAUGGAGACAGACAGAUAGACGAGUUUGCAAGUUGGGUUUCUCCUGUCCUGUCUUAACUAGAUACACAGAAGCCAUCUGGAGUUGUAGGCAAAGGCUUGGCUAAAUAGGAAAUCGCUUGAAUAUCUCAGAAUCCAAAACUACAGUUAGUUCUUUUUCAUACACUCUGCAUGUACAGAACUGGAUGAACCUAGACCUAUCAUGGGAGCAGUGAGAGGCUAACACGCUUGAAACUGUGGAAGACAAUUGGCCAGGUUCCUAAUGGACCAGCCCUCGGGGUGGCGGCUGCUGCAGGGAAACAGUUGUGCACAGCCUAAGUUGUCAGGAUAGACUUCCUUCUCAUGAUAAAGAAAUCCGUGUGACCACAUGAGAUACAGAUACUUAAACCACUAGACCUUUCUCUGCUUCAUGGGGUUAUUGUGAAGAUUACAUCAGGCAGAGCACACAGUGUUAAUUAGCACACGUUAGCCAUUAUUUUUAUUCAUAGUUAUGCAUUCCUUAUGAGGGUUUCCUCCUCAUAGUAUUCUCCUGAGAGGGGCUGUUGCUCCUGAACUUUCUGGAAUAUCCGGUUGUGCCCCCAGGGGCUCCAUAAUAUGUGCUCCACAUUCAUAACAUCCUGGCCUAGAGUGAUGCUUAAGAAACAUCUGGACAUCCCAAGGAAGGCAGUCAAAUGAAUGGUGCCGUUUUAGUUAAAGAGCAUAGCAUAGAUCUAAUACAGUUCUUUUCUUGCCAGGGAGAAUUUUGGCUUCUUACUCUAGAGAAGGCAGCUUCCAGAGAGAACCAAGAACAGCACGCCUGCUCACUCUGAGGAUUGACAGGGACAAUUUCAAGUUACGUGCCUUUUAAGAACCAGAAUGGAAAGAUACCAUGUUUUUUUUCUUAGGCCAUGAAGGGCAAGCCUGGCAUGUGAUGUGAUGGGUUGCUGUGGACAGCUGUGCUAGAGGUGUUCUGGAGAACGUGAGCAUGCCGACAGAUGAGCAGCCCCGGAUGAAUGCUGCCCAGAUGUCCUGGGAGGAGCCUGAACUCUCCGUCGAGGCCCGCCACUGUGAUUAUCUGCGCAGCCUUAACCAAGUACCUGGGGCCUCUUUCAGACUUUUUUCCUCCCUUGGUAGACAGAACUGGCUGGAUUUCCCCCUUCCAUGAACUCACCAGUCUCACAGGGUUUCCUGUGAGCGUAAAACAAGAUGUGGUUAAGAUGCUCUUAAUGUAUAAAUUUCAAUGUUAAUAAAUAUGAAGCUGUG